AUGAUGUGGUGGAAGAGUGGUGCCGCUGGUGCGUUUCCUGCAGCUUCCUGUGCACUCGAUAUCCGACUUCCCGUCUCUGAGUUGGUUUUCCGAUUUGCGAUUGGAGAUUCGGAGCCAGAAGGGGAUCUCUGGUCAUGGAUUCACAUCCUCGAUCUUGCCAUGCUGGUUGUCGCGCGAAGAUGUCGUGUUCCCUGGGUGCGACAUCUUGUAUUGCGGAUCCAGAAUUCAUUGGUGUUAACCCACUCUGGCAUCGAGCAGCUGCCGCGCACCUUCCCGGGACUCGAACAGCUGUGCGUUCAGGUCAUCGAUGGGCCUUAUAACACAGAGAUGGCCGCGAGCGAGCCAGCUUGUGUGCUUCCGUGUGUGCGCGAGCUGACCACAGCCUGCAAAGUGUUGCCUGCAGUUCUCCCAUGCACACCAUUUGUGAACAAACUGAAGAUUUGGAAUGAAGCUGCCGGGAGACUGCUGUUUACGCUCCAGCGCAUCGAGAGGUAUAUUCCGCCCACGAUAACUAACGUAGCAUUGCAGUCGGAUAAUGGCAAUUACUCCCUUUGGUCCGGGAUCCUUGCCUUCUUCCCGAACCUGCGCACCCUCGAUUUCCGUGUCAAAGAGUCCAGCGGUGAUUCUCGGCCAAGCGAGGCCCCUCACUUCCUCGCCAGCCUAUCGACCAUCCUUCCGCCCACUCUCGAAAGUCUCCGUGUCCAUAUUUGGUCCUCAAGGGCUGUCCUUCCCGGGGGGCAAACGGGAAGAGUGGGAUUGAGCCGUCUUCCAAGCGCGGAUGAGCUCCAGGCAGAACUACUGAAAGGCGCGAGUAGGAGCAGGGAUGGGCUGCGACGGUCGAUUUGGCGUGGCUUGAGUAAUCCCUCACUUUUCGCUGGCGAGUCUGACACCCAGGGUGGCGGCCUCUACUGGGCGGAAACAAGCGGCGUGAAAUCAGCCGCGGACGGCCCGGAUGGCAAGCAGCAGGGCACAACCGGCGGCGGGGACAAGUCGCUACGGCGUGUUCAAGUUUUUCACGGUCUACUGCCCCCACCGACGGCGCUCCGCCUUCCGCAGACACCACCGGCCCGUUCGCCGGCGCUGCAAUCGAUUCCCAUUCCACUCCUCUCCACCUGCCCCCAUGUCCUCUCCAGUCCCCGUCUUCGACGCAAAAGCGAUGCCCUUCCGCCGGUUGGGCCCCAGCGGUCUGCGCGUGCCGCUCUUCUCUCUCGGCGGCUGUCCGUCUUUGCGCAUUCCCCAUUGGCUUUAGCUGAGCUCUCGACAGGGCUCACCCUCGGAGGCUCCGUCGUCGGCGAGAGCGUCAAGGACAUCAUGCAGGCCGCCUUCGAGAAUGGGAUCAACAUGUUCGACACCGCGGAGGACUACCAGAAAGGUGCGGCUGAGCGCGAAAUGGGACACGCUAUCAAAGAACUUGGCUGGCGCCGCACGGACCUCGUCAUCUCAACCAAGAUAUUCUGGAGCCACGAGCCAGGCACGGGCCCGAACGACACGGGGCUGUCGCACAAACACGUUAUCGAGGGCACGAAGGCUUGUUUGCGACGGCUCCAGAUGGACUAUGUCGACGUCAUCUUCGGCGCAUCGUUGCGAUACCACCGGCUAGUUCCGAUGGAGGAGAUCGUCCGCGCAUUUAACUAUGUUAUCGACCAGGGCUGGGCUUUCUACUGGGGCACCUCCGAGUGGAGCGCGCCCAGAUCGAGGAGGCGCAUCGUGAGCGUGUACCUCUCCCGAGACCUCCCGUCGCUUACCCGCAGCACAGAUGUUGCCACGCGCUUAAACCUCAUCGCGCCGAUCGCGGAGCAGUGCAAGCACAAGUCUGCGCCAUCUUCUUUCUUCCUUCGAAAUAAUGCUGAGGAGACGAUAGCAUGUUCCACCGAAACGUCCGGAGAAGGAAUACGCCCCUUUGGCGGACUGCUGACGGGGAAGUACAACGACGGCAUCCCAGACGGCACACGCGCCGCCACCGUGCCCAUGUUCCGCGGGGCGACGGAGGGUCCCCAGGGCGAAGAGCUGCUUUGGAAAGUGCGUCUCCUCAGCCAAAUUGCUGCGGGUGCGUCGUUUCUCCCCGACUUGCUGAACUCUGGGCGGAACCGCGCUGGCGCUCGCCUCGAGGCGAACCUCGGCGCGCUUGAGGUCCUGCCCAAGCUGGAUGCUGCGGUGUUGGCGCGGAUCGAGGCUGUGUUGGGUAACCACCCACAGGAGCCGGAGACGUAUGGUCACCCGCCGCUGGAUCAGGGCAUCCUUUGA
This is a messenger RNA of Mycena indigotica, 2244 nucleotides long. RefSeq names its product Aldo-ket-red domain-containing protein. The record is from RefSeq and is a predicted model, not a curated record. NCBI's taxonomy places the organism in Eukaryota, Fungi, Basidiomycota, Agaricomycetes, Agaricales, Mycenaceae. Bases 1 to 2244 code for a protein of 747 amino acids. The transcript has 16 exons.